AUCUCGGGUCGAGAGCUCCACCAAGCCACUGCACAAGAGAACGAUGACACCUACUUCUCCACCACGGAGUGUGCCUGGAUACAGGUCUGGUUCGCCAUUGCGGUACCAAAGCCAUCUACCCAGUCACUUCCUCCCCUCGAAAUACCCACCGCCUUCACAGCAACCGAACAAUCCCAGUUGCUUGAAGCUCCACUACCAUCCUCCUUACCAGAAUUCAUGCAAGGUGACUCUGCGCUUGUCACAGAAGCCACCUUCAAGAGCCGCCACAGGCAAAUUCAAUUGAAGCAGCAUAUUAUUCCUCAAGGAUGGGAAACGGACCUUUCAAUUGGUUCUGCUAGCUGGAAAAAAUUCUGGAAUCAACUCAACAAAAUCAAACUCAAACAUCCCGAGGGAGGUGAAGAAAUCCACCGGUUCAACCUAGGACACCGUUCUCACGGUAAUACGGCAACAGUCCGACUCAGUUCCACCACAACACUACCACAAAGACGGCGCCUUGUCACUCAAAUACACUCCACGGGUAAUAAUGUGGAUUAUGUCAAUUCUCGAUGUGUCGCUUGCUUGACAGAAAUGCCAAGCGAAGCCACUAUCACCUACUCCACCAUAUGUACUCGGAUUGCAGGGUUUCGCGCCAAAUAUGGGAUCAACUAUCACGUGACUCACUCAAUCUACUAAUUAAAUUAUUAGUUGCAAACUCGACAUUGUCAAUUCUACAAUCUUUAAAUGUAAAUCGUUACCUCCAAGCUAUCCGUCGUUUCUUUCGAGAACGACGACAGAUUUCAACAGCGUUAAGGAAAACCUUAACGAUUCGCGAUAUCACAGCUUGGGUUACGUUGGUUAAAUUAACAAUUAAAUAAAUAAUUAUGACAUAACCUGCAAGAGGUUUUCAAAGUUCACACUUUUUCUUCUUGCUCAAAAGGUUUAUUAUAUGGCAACUAUGAAAUGGAUAUACAAGAGAAGGUUAUAUAGCCAAUAUGACCAACAAUUAUAUAGAUAUAUUAUAGGAUAAUAAACAUCGAAUGAAGAAAAAAAAAACAAAAAAA
Molecule: messenger RNA, 1040 nt
Organism: [Candida] anglica
Lineage: Eukaryota; Fungi; Ascomycota; Pichiomycetes; Serinales; Debaryomycetaceae
Source: the annotation of a GenBank genome assembly